This is a messenger RNA of Vigna unguiculata (cowpea), 1695 nucleotides long. RefSeq names its product transcription factor SRM1-like. The record is from RefSeq and is a predicted model, not a curated record. Lineage: Eukaryota; Viridiplantae; Streptophyta; Magnoliopsida; Fabales; Fabaceae. Gene Ontology annotation, molecular function: DNA binding.
AUAUUAAUGGGCACUGCAGAUUCCUGUGGUUUGCAACUUGGGUUGUGGCUUUUUCAACCCCAGCUGUCCUAUUUGUAGCAAAGCAGUUGUUGGGAUGGGACCAAAUUGACCCAUCCUGCACCUGUGUGUGGGUUUUCAAGACAACCAUCAAUGUCAUUUAUGAUUUGGGGUCAGAAAUACACAAGUGUCCGGUUCUCCGAAUUUUGAAGCAAUUCACCUUUGAAAUUUCACAUACCUCAUGAUUUUUGGGAUUCCGUUGGUAUUCGGCUUAUUUCAGCUUCCUGCCAUUUUCUGCUCAUCAGGCUGCUUCCACUAGUCCAACAUAUCUGCUCCCUACGUUUAUAACAUGCCGGCAAAGUUAAUAUUUGUGGUACUGAGCAUAGAACAGAGCAGAGUUUGUGGUUAAUAAGAAGGUCUUAACCAAGAUUUAGAGCACUUAGGUAGGUGGAAACCUUUCUUCUCCUUCUAAUCAAACUCAGUAUUUGCUUCAAACAAGACUAGAUGACUGUGGAUGAAGUGGAUAGUAGCUCUGAGUGGAGCAGAGAGCAGGAUAAAGCAUUUGAAAAUGCGUUGGCAACUCAUCCGGAGGAUGCUUCAGAUCGAUGGGAGAAGAUAGCAGCUGACGUGCCGGGGAAGACUAUAGAAGAAAUCAAACAGCAUUAUGAACUCUUGGUUGAAGAUGUUAGCCAGAUUGAAUCUGGUUGUGUGCCUUUACCAUCUUAUAAUUCUUCUUCAGAGGGUUCAACAAGCCAUGCUAGUGAUGAAGGAGCUGGCAAAAAGGGCACCGGUGUUGGGAAUUUUAACAGUGAGUCUAAUCAAGGAACUAAGGCUUCAAGAUCAGAUCAAGAAAGACGGAAGGGGAUUGCUUGGACGGAGGAUGAACACAGGUUAUUUCUUCUGGGCUUGGACAAGUAUGGGAAAGGUGACUGGCGAAGCAUAUCAAGAAACUUUGUGGUGACAAGAACACCUACACAAGUUGCCAGCCAUGCCCAAAAGUACUUCAUUCGAUUAAACUCCAUGAACAAAGAUAGAAGGCGAUCCAGCAUACAUGAUAUCACCAGCGUUAACAAUGGCGACGUGUUAGCUCCACAAGGACCAAUCACCGGUCAGACUAAUGGUUCUGCCACCAACUCUACUGUCAAAGCAACCAAACAAGCCACCCCGGCUUCAACCGCGGUGCCCGGAAUUGGAAUAUAUGCUGCUCCUACCAUUGGACAACCUGUAGGAGGACCCUUAGUAUCUGCAGUUGGCACCCCAGUGAACCUUCCUUCACCUGCACACAUGGCAUACGGUGUCAGGGCUCCGGUUGCCGGUGCAGUUGUACCUGGUGCACCGGUAAACGUGAAUCCUGUGACAUACCCUAUGUCACAUACAUCUGCUCCUCACAGGUGAAUUGCAGCAAAGAGAGGCCUUAAUGUACAAAAUCAACAAGAAACUAGUGGUGGCUUCUGCAGUUGAUGUAAUUCUUUUCUAGACAAUUGCUUUUUGCUUAUGUAUGCAACAAUGAGUUAUAUGCAUAAUCAUCAUUUCAAAUAAGCCAUAUGAGGAAGCAAUUGAAUGUAUCCGCAUAGGCUGCCAUGGAAUGCUUGACAGCCUUGACAUAGAACAGCAUAAAAGUACGGUUGUUUUGCAGACAUUUGAUUGCUAUUGUUAAACCGUGCUACAGAGGAAGGUUCUAUGGAUUUCAAGUGUAAA